AUGACUCAAUCCGAAGUCCUUGUCCACAUCUCCGCGCCCAGCACCGUCAGCAAUGACGCUCACUAUCGGGCUCAGGUCGAGGCCAUCCUGGGUUUCGAACCCUUUUCUCAUCAGCUUAUAACCUUGCGAUCAGAUGACGGCGAUCAAAUACCUGAUCCCAAUCCCGCAGCCGGUAGACGCCUAAGCGCCUCCCCUGGCCAGGAACAGCACAAUGCCCGCCCUUGUAUAUAUAAACCAUCCAACAACACGACUGCCUCGCCAGUCCCGCGACAAACUCGCUACGACAAGGACUCACUCGGAACACCCCUGAGUGUCAUUCCAGAUUCACAGCCCGAGCGGCCACCUCCUGACCCCCAGGACUUGCAGGAGAUCGAGCCUCCGCGAUCAAGCCCUGUGUCCUGCCUAGACGAACACCCCGAUAAUGGCACCCCACCAAAUGACGACAAGUUCUUAUCACUUCCACCCCCCAGUGCUCACGAUGACGACAACUCAGAAAAUGACAACUAUGACAAUGUGCCGCUAACAAGGGACCAUGCCUCCCUGCCAAUGGAGAUCAGACCCCGAUCACCUCCAAUAUCAUCAGAGCGCUUCGUAACGCACAUUACCCCAACCCUAGCAAUGCUAGCCACCCGCCUCAAGUCCCCACGGACAUACAAUCCUAUAAAGCAAACCAGAGCACUGGACAACCUGGAAAGAGGAUACUGGUACGUCCGUGUCAACCUGGAGACACCCGGUCCAAACGAGCAACACAAACCAGCAAACCCCACCCCGAUGGCCUGGGACAUGACAUUCUUCACCCGUUUCUGGACCUUCCUAUCCGAAUUCAUCGCCAAGGAACGCCGCGCCGGCUGGGGAGUCUGGUGUAUCCUAGAGGAUGUCGAAACAAUUGCCCAAUCCUCCCGUGAGCCUGGUCACAUAAAGCCCGUAACACUAAAGGUUUACGCUUGGGGUGAAAUAGCUUCACAUGUCUACCUACUUUUGUUUCUGGCUAGUGAACGUCGCGUCCGCAAGAUGGGGCUUCAAUGGCGCGAUAGUGCCGAGGAGGUCGUCAUUCAGAUGCCGUAAGAUGAAUCAUCCUACUUUACUGUCGUAGUGCUUAUUCUCUGAAUGAUAUUGUAUCUUCAGAGAAUCGGAAAUACGUAUACCUUAUCUGCUAUAACUGAUGAUUAUAUAUAUAUAUAUAUAUAUAGUCGAAAAUUGCACGAUAAGAACAUAAAAAGAAUAUGC
Messenger RNA from Aspergillus ibericus CBS 121593, 1227 nucleotides. RefSeq lists its product as uncharacterized. NCBI's taxonomy places the organism in Eukaryota, Fungi, Ascomycota, Eurotiomycetes, Eurotiales, Aspergillaceae. Bases 1 to 1065 code for a protein of 354 amino acids. The transcript has 3 exons. The record is from RefSeq and is a predicted model, not a curated record.